Messenger RNA from Fukomys damarensis (Damara mole-rat), 1757 nucleotides. RefSeq names its product proteasome 26S subunit, non-ATPase 14 (gene Psmd14). Gene Ontology annotation, biological process: proteasome-mediated ubiquitin-dependent protein catabolic process; protein deubiquitination. Bases 403 to 1335 code for a protein of 310 amino acids. The transcript is spliced from 13 exons. The record is from RefSeq and is a predicted model, not a curated record. Gene Ontology annotation, molecular function: metallopeptidase activity; protein binding; proteasome binding. NCBI's taxonomy places the organism in Eukaryota, Metazoa, Chordata, Mammalia, Rodentia, Bathyergidae. Gene Ontology annotation, cellular component: proteasome regulatory particle, lid subcomplex.
AGUGCUUCGUGGCGGAGGCCGGGGCCACUCUUUUUGAAUGGAAUCGGGCUGAUUCAUCGCCGGUUCGCGGAGCAGUAGCUGGGCCGAGUCUGAGCCGCUGUAACCGCUGUACCAAGUCAUCGCAGAGGCAAGACAGGGGUCCAGACUACUCCCUCCCGUGCGCCUUUAGGUUACUGUAUAUGAUGCCUGAAAUGGACAGCAUUCUUUGAGUGUAGUUGACUGUAUCAGUUAUCGUGUGUGAACCUGGAACAUAACUGUCUGGAGACAAAACAAAAAAAAAACAAAAAACCUUGGAAAAACUAUACUUGCCAAAAUUAGCAGGAGUUUAAGUUAAGAAGAAAUUUGUUAAAUUCAACAAAUUGAAGUGUGACACCUUUAGAGUUACAGAUACUGAACAGAAAUAUGGACAGACUUCUUAGACUUGGAGGAGGUAUGCCUGGACUGGGCCAGGGGCCGCCUACAGAUGCUCCUGCAGUGGACACUGCAGAACAAGUCUAUAUCUCUUCGCUGGCACUGUUAAAAAUGUUAAAGCAUGGCCGUGCUGGAGUUCCAAUGGAAGUUAUGGGUCUGAUGCUUGGAGAAUUUGUUGAUGAUUACACCGUCAGAGUGAUUGAUGUGUUUGCUAUGCCACAGUCAGGAACAGGUGUCAGUGUAGAAGCAGUUGAUCCAGUGUUCCAAGCCAAAAUGUUAGAUAUGUUGAAGCAAACAGGAAGGCCUGAGAUGGUUGUUGGUUGGUAUCACAGUCACCCUGGCUUUGGUUGUUGGCUUUCUGGUGUGGAUAUCAACACUCAGCAGAGCUUUGAAGCCUUGUCGGAGAGAGCUGUGGCAGUGGUUGUGGAUCCCAUUCAGAGUGUAAAAGGAAAGGUUGUUAUUGAUGCCUUCAGAUUGAUCAAUGCUAAUAUGAUGGUCUUAGGACAUGAACCAAGACAAACAACUUCAAAUCUGGGUCACUUAAAUAAGCCAUCUAUCCAGGCAUUAAUUCAUGGACUAAACAGACAUUAUUACUCCAUCACCAUUAAUUAUCGGAAAAAUGAACUGGAACAGAAGAUGUUGUUAAAUUUGCAUAAGAAGAGUUGGAUGGAAGGUUUGACACUUCAGGACUACAGUGAACAUUGUAAACACAAUGAAUCAGUGGUAAAAGAGAUGUUGGAAUUAGCCAAGAAUUAUAAUAAGGCUGUAGAAGAAGAAGAUAAGAUGACACCUGAACAGCUGGCAAUAAAGAAUGUUGGCAAGCAGGAUCCCAAACGUCACUUGGAAGAACAUGUGGAUGUCCUUAUGACUUCAAAUAUUGUCCAGUGUUUAGCAGCUAUGUUAGACACAGUCGUAUUUAAAUAAAAAAUGCAAAAAGCUCUUAAUGAAACUUUCACUGCAUAGUCCUCUCUUGUUCCUAAUGCUCAAAAUCAAGGGACCUCGGAAGGUGUGUUUGGUUAAAUGUAAGACAUCUGGCAUCAUUUGCAGCACUGUAACACCUUCGGUCUCAGUUGUGCAAUUACUUCUGUUUCCUUAGUCAGGGUCUUUGCAGAUUCCAAAGUUGUACAAGAACACAUCAAAGUGGACAAGUUUUGUUAAGAUCUCUUUCAAUAUUUGAAGAAAUCAGUAGCAAAAAUAUAUUUUGAUUGUUGCUUACAAAAUAAAAUACCUUUACAAUCCAUGUCUCCUGAGGUCUUUUUGGCACUGGGUAGAAUUGACAGAGUAACAUUUGACAGUGCUUUGGAGGUUUCACACAAAGAUAUGUUUCCCUUUGCAUUUUGAGAUCU